Acanthosepion pharaonis is the source of this 1086-nucleotide messenger RNA. Lineage: Eukaryota; Metazoa; Mollusca; Cephalopoda; Sepiida; Sepiidae. The record is from the annotation of a GenBank genome assembly.
AUGAAAAACCACGAACGUACACAUCAUGGUGUAGGGUUAGAAGCAGGAGGCCCUAAUGGAGUUCUCAUAGCUAAUGGAACUGGAGAGGGUGGCCAGAAUGGUGUUAUGUACUUACCCCGAGAGCGGCCUUAUCUUUGUGGAGUGUGUCAUAAAUCUUUUGCAAGAAAAGAUCACUUACGCAAACACCAACGGACGCAUACAGGAGAGAGGCCAUUCCAAUGUGGUGUUUGCAUGAAGGCAUUCUCACGACGGGACCAUCUAAAAAAACACCAGAGGACCCACAGUGGUGAGAAACCCUAUGAAUGUUUUGUCUGUUCGAAGGCAUACUCUCGAAAGGACCAUUUAAACAAACACGAGCGGACGCAUACUACUGGAGAAAUGCUUCCCACUGUAGGUGCAGCAGAUAACAAUAAUGGCGAUUGUGGCAUUGGUGCUGGCACUAUUGGAGCCCCUGCGAACAGUACACAACAGCAACAGCAGCAGCAGCAGCAGCUGCUUAUCGAUCAGAAACCUCCUAAAUGUAAAUAUUGCCCCAAAAUAUUUGCAACCCAAAAUCAGCUAGAUCUGCAUGAACUGACCCACAACCAAACCCAUGAAGAGCUUCAUGGGUCUAUAUCUAUUAAUCUGAAUUCCUCAAGUGGCCUUUCCCAACCACAACCGCCUCCUCCUCCACCACCACAACAUAUUCAAUUAACAAACGUACCUCCACUUCAGCAGAUCUCCCUCCAACAGCAACAACCGCAACAGCAGCUGACCACUUCAUCAUCCACCAAUGUCCACCAAUUAUUAUCACAACCGGUUGUUGCUACAACUUUACGACAGCCCCUUCUCCAGACAGCCCCUGGCCAGACUGCUACCAUAACAAUUAGUCCCGGAUCGAUAGCGCCAGGAAACUACACUCCCCAACCAAUCACACUCCAGCAGCCUGUAGCUAUGGCCACUGCAAAUCAUUAUGCCUGGACAAACGGCUUUCCAGUCAGCUCAACAUGGGCAACUGGUUGGGUUAAUCCUAAUCUGUAUACCCUUGACCAACAAAAGUGUGAAGGCCAAGAAACAACUCAUAAUAUUCAGACCUUGCUGCAAUAA